Molecule: messenger RNA, 2361 nt
Organism: Hippocampus comes (tiger tail seahorse)
Lineage: Eukaryota; Metazoa; Chordata; Actinopteri; Syngnathiformes; Syngnathidae
Gene: nploc4
Product: NPL4 homolog, ubiquitin recognition factor
Exons: 17
Coding region: 128-2005 (625 amino acids)
Biological process (GO): ubiquitin-dependent protein catabolic process
Cellular component (GO): nucleus
Molecular function (GO): ubiquitin binding; ubiquitin protein ligase binding
Source: RefSeq, a predicted model, not a curated record
AUCGGACACAAUUGUUGGUUGCACCUACUAUGGGAUGGAGUUUCGUUGACAAACGCCGUGAAAGCGCAUUCGUUUGUCAACUUGUAGCAGCGGACGACAACAUUCAGUACCCGGCGAGGGGAGCAGCAUGGCCGAAACUAUCAUCAUCCGUGUUCAAUCCCCAGAUGGGAUGAAGAAAAUUCCUUCGACUAAGCGGGAGACUGCUGCUGCCUUUUUAAAGAAGGUGGCCAAAGAGUUUGGCUUCAACUCCAACCGCUUCUCCGUUUACCUGAACCGCAAUAAAACCGGCGAAAUCCUCUCGCAGAACAAAACCCUCAGCCUGCUGAAGAUUAAGCACGGCGACAUGCUCUUCUUGUUCCCCUCGGGCUCGCCGGCCUCCUCCUCCUCAUCGUCCGCCGAGGUGAUGGACACGGCCGCCCCGCACUCGUCCUCAUCAUUGCCGUCUGCUUCCUCGUCCUUCCUGAUGCCCCGCCCCCAGUCGGCACCGCAGAUCCAGGAGGACGACAUCGACCAGUUUCUGACCAAACAGGACGGCAAGAUCUACAGGAACCGAGACGCGCAGCUAUGUCGCCACGGCGCCCUGGGCAAGUGUGUGCACUGUGUGCCGUUGGAGCCUUUUGACGAAGACUACCUGAACCACCUGGACCCGCCCGUCAAGCACAUGUCGUUCCACGCGUACCUGCGAAAGCUGACCGGAGGAGCCGACAAGGGGAAGUUUGCCGCCCUGGAGAAUAUCAGCUGUAAGAUCAAGUCGGGGUGCGAGGGUCACCCUCCCUGGCCGGAGGGCAUCUGCACCAAGUGCCAGCCCAGCGCCAUCACGCUCAACAGACAGAAAUACCGACACGUGGACAACAUCAUGUUUGAGAACCACACCAUCGCCGACCGCUUCCUGGACUUCUGGCGCAAGACGGGCAGCCAGAGGGUGGGCUACCUGUUCGGCAGGUACACGGAGCACAAAGACAUCCCGCUGGGCAUCCGAGCCGAGGUGGCCGCCAUCUACGAGCCUCCGCAGAACGCGACUCAGAACAGUCUGGAGCUGCUGGAGGACCCCAAAGCCGCAGCCGUGGACGAGAUUGCCGCCAAGCUUGGCCUUCGGAAGGUGGGCUGGAUUUUCUCCGACCUGAUCUCCGAGGACACCAGGAUCGGGACUGUCCGCUUCACCAGAAACCAGGACUCGCACUUCCUGAGUGCGGAGGAGUGCAUCACGGCGGGCUACUUCCAAAACCAACAUUCCAACCCUUGCAAACUCUCCCGAGACGGACACUUCGGCUCCAAGUUUGUGACGGUGGUGGCCACAGGCGGUCCGGACAACCAGGUGCACUUCGAGGGCUACCAGGUGUCCAAUCAAUGCAUGGCCCUGGUGAGGGACGAGUGCUUGCUGCCCUGCAAGGACGCCCCCGAGCUGGGCUACGCCAAAGAGUCCAGUCCCGAGCAGUACGUCCCGGACGUCUUCUUCAAGGACAAAGACAAGUUUGGGAACGACGUCACCUUCUUGGCACGCCCUCUUCCCGUGGAGUAUCUUAUCAUUGACAUCACCACCACGUUCCCCAAGGACCCCCAGUUCACCUUCAGCUCCACUCAGCGCUUCCCCAUCGAGAACCGAGAAAUCCUCGGAGAGACGCAAGACUUCCACAGCCUGGCCACGUAUUUGUCGCAGUGCUCCUCCGCGUCCUUCCUGGACAUCGUGUCCGACUUCCAUCUGCUCCUCUUCCUGGUCACCAACGAGGUCAUGCCUCUGAGGGACAGCAUCGGCCUGCUGCUGGAUGCCGUCAAGACAUCCGACGGGGACCUCGCCGAGACCUGGAAGAAGUCGGAGCAGUGGGCCACCAUCGAGCAGCUGUGCGGCACAGUAGGGGGGCAGCCGUCGGCUUCGGUGGGUUUCGACAGCAUGGGCGACCCGUCGGCACCUCCGUCCUCCUCCGCCAUGUGGUCUUGCGUGCACUGCACGUUCAUGAACCAGCCCGGGACCGAGCACUGUGAAAUGUGCAGGCUGCCCCGCACUUAAAACGCCCCCCCGCCCUCGCAGCCCCCCGCUUUUGCUUUCCAACGAAAAAUCUCGGGCCCUUCUGCUAUUGAGCGCUUCCCGCUCGGAUGGUUUGGACUGCAACGGGCCAAAUGCGAACUGGCGCUCAUCAGAUUGGAUGGCGCUCGCCUGUCAGUCUUCAUCUUCGCUCAACUGGUGCUCGCCCAAGUUUUUUUGUUUGUUGUUUUGGUUGGUUUUGUUUGACCCGAUAACGGAAUCUGACAGACCGCAAGAACCAAACGUGGUGCCUUGAGAUACAUUUUGAAUUUGUUCUGUGAUUUCUAAUCAUCUUUUGUCCAUAAGAAUGGUUGUCAAGGCCACUCCAGCCACCACCCCCC